ACCGGCAGCGUCAGCACCUCUGCAGAUCCGAUCCGAGUUCUGGAUUGCGUUCCGGUUCAGCGACACUUGAACUUUAUUUACAGGCGAACCGGGCCCAGAUUUUUCUCUGUGAAUUUUCGGUUGAAAGUUGAGACGAAUCUGUCUCAGUGUCUCACUCCUGCGAAACGAAGACCGAGACUGCAGCAGCAACAUUCAGGUUAAACUAAAGAUCAUCCAUGGUUUGAGGAAUCAUUGGCCUUCAGGUUUCUAAGUCUCAUCAUCAUCUGUGUCUCCUUGCGGUGGAAAGCUCCAUGAUGGCCGAUGAUUUUGUUCCCAUCCCCCCUGAUAUGGCCCACUGGAUCAAACUCAGCUCCAAAGAGCUGAAGAUCCGGCAGAAGGACCGCUGCUGGGCUUCGGUGGUAGUCAACGACUUCCGGGAAAACCUGCUGAAGUUCCUGAAAAGCAGCAGUGACCAGCCUUUGUUCCAGUCAGUGGAGUUCCUCAACACAGGAAGCUACUUUGAGAAAGUCAAGAUCCACAGCCCAGAUGAGUUCGACAUGAUGCUGAAGCUUCAGGUUCCCUCAUGCUUAUGCACCACCAAGCUCGACGCCGGCCUAUUCUACAGGAUUGAUCUGACCCGACCCACUCGCCACCCCAUCAAGGACUUUCUCUUGGAAAACAAUCGGACCUUGUCGUCCAGUAAAAUCCUGACUGAGAUGUUUCGGCUCAUCCGCAAGUUCCUCAAGACCUACAGAGUUCCUGAUAGACGCUGCAGAUGGGAGGUGAACAAGAAGAAACCAAACUCUCCUGCCGUCACUUUGUCUCUGUGCAGGAAGGAGAUCAGCGGAGAGGAGCUGAUUUCUGUGGACGUGGUUCCUGCUCUGGAGGUCCAGAGCUGGCCGCUUGCAGUACGAAAUGGUCCAGAUGUGGACAACUGGCUGGGAAAGAAGCUUCGACAGGAAAUCAAAAGUUUGCCUUGUUACUUUGUACCAAAAAGACAGAAAGGACGAAAACUGGGUGAAGACGCCAAAGAGAGCUGGAGGAUUUCUUUCUCCCACAUUGAGAAGAAAAUCAUCAAGUCUCAUGGCAACAAGAAAACCUGCUGUGAGAGCAGAGACACCAAAUGCUGUCGAAAACAGUGCCUAAUGCUGCUGAAAUCUCUGAUUGAGCGUCUAAAACAACGUUUUCCCAAAGACCUGGAGGACCUCUGCUCGUACCACGGGAAGACGGCCUUCCUGCACACUCUGUCUGCCAGGUUUGAUGACUCCUCGUGGGCUCCUCAGCAGCUUCCCGCCUGCUUCCUGCACCUUGUCGGGGCUCUGCAGGACCACGCUGAGAGAGGCUUUCUCCCCCACUUCUUUGUCCCUGAAUGCAACCUCUUUGCGACGUCCGUGUUCCCUCGCAAAGCUCGGGUGUUCCUGGUCAACGUCCUGGAGGAGCAGAAGAGGGAAGGUUUGCCACUGCUGAAGCCUCCAGCUCUUCUUCCUCCUCUAACACCAACAACAGUCGGACCAGAAGUAAACGCAGGAGAACUCAGUGAAACAUCCCACCCACUGAUUUCUUCUGAAUGUCUGAAGUUCAUCCUGGUGUUUGUUUUAGUUGUCGGCCUGGGCUUUAAUUUCCUCUGUUUUUAACUUGGCCAAAACAUGACGGAUAUGAGGGAAAUGCAGAAAAACAGAAAACCGAGAGAGUUAUUCUAUUCAGUUUAUUUCUAUAAAGCCAAUUCCCAACAAAUCAUCUGGAGGCCCUUAUAAAGUCGAUUCAAUCGAUCAUACAGAUUCCAAGUCAGGUGCAUCCUAGCAGUCAGUUUAUCCUAAAUCUGUGCAGGAAAAACUCAAUUUUUAUUUUAAAUUUCUCAGAUUUCUCUGUUAUUUUGGUCUCUGAUCAGGCAUAACAUUUGACUAGCCCAGGUGAAGUCAGCAAGCCUAAUUAUCAAUUCAUCAGGCUAUAAGUACUUUGGGUCAGCAGUCCAGAGCCAUGGUGAGGGUGGAAAAGAGGUGAAGAAACGUGUCCAGACAGGUUGGAACAAGUGGAGAAAGUGUCAGGUGUGUUAUAUGAUACCAGUCUCAGUGAGAAUGAAAGGAGAGGUGUAGAAGACGGAGGUGAGGCCAGCAUGUUCUAUGGUUUAGAGACAGGAAGCGGAGCUGGAAGUAGCAGAGAUGAAGAUGUUGUGGUUCUCUUUGGGAGCGACACUGAUGGAUCAGGAAUGAGGACAUCAUAGGGAAAGCUCAUGUUUGAUGUUUUGGAGAAGAAGCCACAGCGGAGAGAUAGUGAGGCUGGAACUGCCAGGCAGGAGGCCUAGAGGAGGACCAAAGAGGAGGAGAAGAAAGGACAUGACGGUAGUGGGUCUGACAGAAGAAGAUGCAGAAGAUAGAUGGAGACAGAUGACUCGCUGUAGCGACCCCUGAAAAGGAAAAGCCAAAAGAAGAUCUAUUCAUCAAGCUGUUUGUUAGGCAGCUUAUGAAAAUUUUGUCCUCAAAGUUGAUUUGUCACAACAUUUCAAAUUUUAUCUGAUCUAAUAUUUUGUUUGUUUAAAACAAUUCUUAUAAGAUUUUCAUGAGGUUUUUAUUUUGAAUUCAGAAAAAUUAUUAUUUUAUGAAUCAUUAAAGAACUUUCCUUGUGAAACAAGAAAUGUAUAAAUAUUCUGCUGUAUAAUAAAAUCUCAGGUUUUAUAUCUA
Molecule: messenger RNA, 2657 nt
Organism: Girardinichthys multiradiatus
Lineage: Eukaryota; Metazoa; Chordata; Actinopteri; Cyprinodontiformes; Goodeidae
Product: cyclic GMP-AMP synthase
Exons: 8
Coding region: 291-1613 (440 amino acids)
Biological process (GO): paracrine signaling; positive regulation of type I interferon production; activation of innate immune response
Cellular component (GO): nucleus; cytosol; site of double-strand break
Molecular function (GO): double-stranded DNA binding; chromatin binding; 2',3'-cyclic GMP-AMP synthase activity
Source: RefSeq, a predicted model, not a curated record